Olea europaea var. sylvestris is the source of this 387-nucleotide messenger RNA. RefSeq lists its product as uncharacterized. NCBI's taxonomy places the organism in Eukaryota, Viridiplantae, Streptophyta, Magnoliopsida, Lamiales, Oleaceae. The coding region runs from base 1 to 387 and encodes 128 amino acids. The record is from RefSeq and is a predicted model, not a curated record. The transcript has a single exon.
AUGCACUUGUUGUUUGAAUAUCCCACAAAGGACAAGCUGUCGGAAGAUGCUUUCGCGGCAAGAAGGCUAAGGGCUGGGGUAGCCUCGUUCGCCAUCAUCGAUGGACUGCUUCACAAGCGAGGUUUCACAGCACUGUAUUUGAAAUGUUUGCAGCCGACAGAAGCACGAGAGGUGCUAGUCAAGAUACAUGCAGGAAUUUGUGGCAACCACCAAGAGGCAACUGCCCUUGCGUUCAAGGCAUUACGAAAAGGAUGUUAUUGGCCUAGCAUGAAGGAAGAUGCUAAGGAAUUGGUGAGGAAGUGCGAUGCAUGUCAACGCCAUGGAAAUUUGAUCCACAUUCCAACCGAGCAACAGACGACAGUUUUUGGGAUGUGUCCUUUCUUCUAA